UUUAUUCGUAAAAUAUUGCUUAUUUGUCUAUCUUUCAAAUUAAAGCACGUUUUCUAAUUAUCUUAAAAAAUAUGAUUAUUACACAAUUUUCUACUUAUCUCUUACUUAUUGUUAGCAUAUCUUUGUUCUAAAAUUACGUUUCUUGAUCCAUAAUUUAAUUUCUUUUCUUCACUGAUCGGAAACUUGAUAAAAUGGAGUAACGCAGCGUACAGUAGUUCAAACUUGAAUGAUAAUAUCUAAUGUUGCUUGCUUAUGCUAACUUAGAACAUGUAUCAUGAAUUUCAUUUUAUUUCCUUUCGAAAAUUAUUACGAGGCAUUGCGUAAUUUGGUUAAUUCGAGCUUAUUUUCUUUCUCGUCUGAAUAGAGACAUAGAAGAUAAUCGAUCGAAAUUUUUCUCGUGCUCCACACGUAAUUCCGGGUAAUUUCACAAUUAUUAUUAUUAUUAUUAUUACGCACAUCAGUCGCACUGCGACUAUCUCUAGCACCUUAGAGAGGGGAGAAACAGGUAUUCGUUUGUUAUCAAGUGCAUAUACAGUUUGGCAUUCAUGGAAAGAUGAUCGUUCUUGAAAGUUGGUAUUAUAAUCUUAAUCGGAUUUCUUUAUUGAUUUGCGGUUUAUGGCCUUAUCAGAAUACGAAAUUCCGGUACGUACGAGCUGUGUUCAUAUUAGGAAUAAUUGUCUUCUUCGUGAUUUCUCAGUUUAUAUUAUUGUUUGCGUACGAAUACAAUUUCAAGCUAGUUUUGAAGAUCUGUUCGGACAUUUUUCCUGCUAUUUUAUGUACACUGCAAUUCAUCGCCUUUUUAAUUAAACCGAAAGAAAUGAGAAAAUUAUUAAACCAGAUUUGCGAAGAAUGGAAAGCACUAAAAGAUUUUAAAGAAAUUGAAAUAGCAAAAAAAUACGGAACGUUUACGAGGCGGCUUACAGAGGCCUUACUCCGCAUUUUUUAGUGUGCGCCUUAUUAGGCUGGCUUUUUCUGGCGCUAAUGUAUCUUAUUCCGAUUAUCAUCAAUGACGUUGCAGUAGCAAACAAAUCUCUCUCAAAACAAGACGGUGACUUAAAGGUGCAAUUUGAUAAAGAAAGACAUAUCUACUUAUUCCUCAUACUUGUCUUCAUAGGUGUUUUUGUGAUGACAACCACUACAUCGAUGAUUCUAGCUUACAUGCGACAUAUUUGUGCAAUGUUAAAAAUUACUCGGUAGAAUGAAAUCUUCGAUGUUUGUAUCGAAUGUUUAUCAAAACAUGUUAUAAUUGUGACAUGAAGUAUAUAUUUAUAGUUAUCGUAUCGAACAUUCAUUGGAUGGAAACAUCUUACAUGUAUCAAUUUCUCAAAAAAAUCGCUUGAUGUGUCAGAAAUUAAUUAACGCCGUCAAUAUUCAACGAAGAACUAUGGAGUUGGUAUCAGUUUAUAGUAAUCAUUUUUUUUACAAUAAUACAAUACACGCGUAUUACAAUGAAUACCCUCGAACCUUAAAUUGAGAUUUACUGUAAAAGUUUCAAAAGUUUCAAUUAUACCAAAGUUUUUCAACUGAUGUGCCGCGUCACACUGGUGGCCGCAAAGGAUCUCCAAGUGUGCCGUGAAAAUUUUAGAGAAAAUAAAAAAACUAAAAAAUUUAAGAAAAAGUAAAAAAGUAAGCGUAAAAAAUAUUGGCUCGUUAUUUAAUGUACCGCGAAUUGAAAAGGUUGAAAAACGCUGUG
Molecule: messenger RNA, 1693 nt
Organism: Wasmannia auropunctata (little fire ant)
Lineage: Eukaryota; Metazoa; Arthropoda; Insecta; Hymenoptera; Formicidae
Exons: 4
Coding region: 554-946 (130 amino acids)
Biological process (GO): sensory perception of smell
Cellular component (GO): membrane
Molecular function (GO): olfactory receptor activity; ATP binding; odorant binding
Source: RefSeq, a predicted model, not a curated record